UCCGCGGGGCGCGGGGCGGCGCAUGGGGAAAGAGCGCGGCGCGGCGAGGCACGGCGCCUGCCGCUUCUCCUUGCGGAGCGCUGCCAGCUCUUCCUGGAAGUCCUGAGUCGCGCACGGCGCAGUGAGUUCAUGCACCUCCUCGCCAAGCCUCAGCCUGCGGGAUCUGGGGAGGCUGCCGCCAGCACACCGCCCGGUCCCCCGCGCCCUCUCACCGCCUCUCAGGGGUCUCUCCCGGAGGCUCCCGCCGCCGCCUCCUCGCACAUGAAGAUGUACGUGCAAAGGGCUCUGGUGCUUCUUUCUCUGCUUAGCUUCGCUACCGUCAGCCUCUCGCUGUCCUCCUGCACCACCUUGGACUUGGACCACAUCAAGAAGAAGAGGGUAGAGGCCAUCCGGGGGCAGAUCCUGAGCAAGCUGCGGCUCACCAGCCCCCCAGAGACCGUGGGGCCGGCCCAUGUGCCCUACCAGAUCYUGGCCCUCUAUAACAGCACUCGGGAGCUGCUGGAGGAGAUGGAGGAGGAGAAGGAAGAGAGCUGCUCUCAGGACAACACCGAGUCCGAAUACUAUGCCAAAGAGAUCCAUAAAUUUGACAUGAUCCAGGGCCUYCCCGAGCACAAUGAGUUGGGCAUUUGUCCAAAAGGUGUCACCUCCAACGUAUUCCGCUUUAAUGUGUCCUCAGCAGAGAAGAAUAGCACCAACUUAUUCCGGGCUGAGUUUCGGGUGCUGCGCGUGCCCAACCCAAGCUCCAAACGCAGUGAGCAGCGAAUUGAGCUCUUCCAGAUCCUUCGGCCGGAUGAGCACAUAGCGAAGCAGCGAUACCUCAGUGGCAGGAAUGUGCAGACACGGGGCUCCCCUGAGUGGCUGUCCUUUGAUGUCACCGAGACCGUGCGUGAGUGGCUUCUGCACAGAGAGUCCAACCUUGGCCUGGAAAUUAGCAUACACUGUCCUUGCCAUACUUUUCAGCCCAACGGGGACAUCUUGGAGAAUUUGCAUGAGGUCCUGGAGAUCAAGUUCAAAGGCAUUGACAGUGAGGAUGAUUAUGGCCGUGGGGACUUGGGACGCCUGAAGAAGCAGAAAGACUUGCAUAAUCCCCACCUCAUCUUGAUGAUGUUACCCCCACAUCGCCUGGAGAGCCCUGUGUUGGGAAGCCAGAGAAAGAAACGGGCCCUGGAUACCAACUACUGUUUCCGGAACCUGGAGGAGAACUGCUGCGUGCGUCCUCUGUACAUUGACUUCCGACAGGACCUUGGCUGGAAAUGGGUCCAUGAGCCUAAGGGCUACUUCGCUAAUUUUUGUUCGGGCCCUUGUCCGUAUCUCCGCAGCGCAGACACCACUCACAGCACGGUGCUGGGAUUAUAUAACACACUGAACCCUGAGGCAUCUGCUUCACCCUGCUGUGUUCCCCAGGACCUGGAGCCACUCACUAUCUUGUACUAUGUUGGGAGGACCCCCAAAGUGGAGCAGCUCUCCAACAUGGUGGUGAAAUCCUGCAAGUGCAGCUGAAGGGCCCCCUGGCCCACUCAAAGCCAAGAAGAAAAAACUGUCAGCACCCACUCUCCUGCUCCCAGGCUAACACAAAGAGAACUGGGUGUCAGAGACUAYGCAUGCUGAGGGCCAAGUGCCAAAYCUUGAGAGUCUGGGAGCCCUUGGGGAUUUAUUCUGGAACACUCCUUGGUCAUCUUGGCAGUGUAAUGUUCUUUCUAGGAGUUACUUUGGUGACACAAAGGCCACAYUCUCCCAGAAUGGCUGGACAGUUGGUGCAGAAGAAAAGGAUAAUGUGGAAGAACUGCUGUGUAUUUGAAUGCUGGGUGGUUGAGCUGGGAAAGCAAGAGAAUGAGAAAGUGGGUGAAAGAGGGAAUGGAAAAGGGGAGAUGUUUUCUAUUCUUGCUUUAGCUAUCUUAAGACCUCAGCCCUCCCCAUUGGCCUGAGUAUUAAAGGUUUUCCAUGUAGAAGGAAUUAUUGAAGGUUUCCUUAGAGAAGGAAAGUGCACCAAGCAGGGAAGCUGCUGAGAGAAGAAAUGCACAGAGAUACACUUAAGACUUUUGUUCCUCAGAGCUUUGCUCAGAAGUCCUGCAACUGAAAUUGUGUCUGCCAAACCUCUGCCUUCAGUUGACAUCCUGGCUAUUGGUUUCCAAAUGCAAGCUGCAAGGCUUUCAGUCAGCCUACCGAGGGGUGGGCAAAUACAAGGAAAGAGGGUGCUGAGUCCAUUUUUAGAGGGACUGAUGUCUCCAUAUGGCUCUUUUACCUUCCUGGCGUUUCUAAGAGAUGGUUUCAGGGUCAGGGCAGGAGCAUCUGUGGGUACCUGAAUAUUGGGCCUAUUAAUUUGUGAUCUGAUACACCUUGAGGACCUCUUGUCUGUUGUGGUUUGUGAGGUGCUUUGGGAUGUUUUGCACCUGUUCUGCAUGAUGACCCGAACUUGGUCUCACCUGUCAAGACUUAAAAAAUAGUAAUCUCAAAAACUUUGUAAAAAAUAAAUAUUUGGGGGUGGGGGGAGAUGCUAAAUUUUUUUACAAGCAAGAUGUUUGUUGGAGGGUUAGAUGGUUUGCUGGUUUUGAACUGCUACUGCUGUAGCAUACUCAGUCAAAAAUUUUUACCCUUUCCAAAAUGUUUCUUCAAAAGAACAG
Messenger RNA from Malurus melanocephalus (red-backed fairy wren), 2621 nucleotides. It is a transcript of the gene TGFB3, whose product is annotated as transforming growth factor beta 3. Gene Ontology annotation, cellular component: extracellular region. NCBI's taxonomy places the organism in Eukaryota, Metazoa, Chordata, Aves, Passeriformes, Maluridae. The record is from RefSeq and is a predicted model, not a curated record. The coding region runs from base 130 to 1500 and encodes 456 amino acids. Gene Ontology annotation, molecular function: type II transforming growth factor beta receptor binding; cytokine activity; growth factor activity. Gene Ontology annotation, biological process: transforming growth factor beta receptor signaling pathway; SMAD protein signal transduction; regulation of cell population proliferation. The transcript is spliced from 7 exons.